This is a messenger RNA of Thamnophis sirtalis, 751 nucleotides long. The record is from RefSeq and is a predicted model, not a curated record. Lineage: Eukaryota; Metazoa; Chordata; Lepidosauria; Squamata; Natricidae.
UCAGUUGAGUUUCACUAUUACUUCGUUCUCCUAGCGUGUAAAGUGUGAAGCUUUUUUUCAUACUACGCUAGAGUCUCUGGAAUCGGUGCUAUCAGCAUUUAUCUGAAGAACUAUUAAACCUGCCAGAGUUGAAUUCUGUGAGAAAAUACAGAAUGAAGCAGGUUUUGGGGUUUUUUGCCUUUUUCAAAAUAUUUCUUUGAAUUUGGAAUAUGACCUACUUGAUCUCAGUCCAGAGGAUUAGUAAUAUAAUUCUGGAGCUUCGGGUUUUUCUUAUGGAAAAGCUAUAGUCUAAUACAUUGUCUUUUUACUUGGUGGAAACAGAAUGGCUGCCGCACAGUGUAGCCCAUAUAUUGUGAAUUCCAAGGGACAGAGCAAAGGGACAAUAUUGAUAAUGAAAAUGGACAUGAAGGAUGCUGAUAUGACUCUAUGGACAGAAGCUGAAUUUGAAGACAAGUGUACCUACAUUGUAAAUGAUCAUCAAACAGAACCCAGCUCUGCAGAAGGUUGCACCAUAACUCAGGCCGAAUCAUCUUUGCCAAGGAACUUGAUUUUCAAAUAUGCAGGAAAUUGCAAAGAGGUUAUUGGAGUUAUUAGCAAAGAUAUUAUCCCCAAAGGAACACGCUUUGGACCAUUGGUUGGUGAAAUCUAUACCAGUGAUACCGUUCCUAAGGAUGCAAAUAGAAAAUAUUUCUGGCGGCAACCAUAUGGGAAGAAUAAAUUUUGUUUCUCAAAUGAAGAAUUGAAGCUGUGA